UCUCAUUUUGAGGCUGCUUUCCGCGUUCUCAGUCAUUAUUGGUGCGAGAAAGAUGAUCAUACAGACUGUCUUCUUCCUUUGGUUGUACUUUCCCCUUGCAAAGUCCAAUGAACAACUGGACUGCAACAGUCUUGGCAUUGGAACAAAUCCUUUUAGUGGUAAUAAUUUGCCUUACUGUCAAACUGACAUGCUCCAGUGCUGCACUGAUGAAUAUCUUAGAGGAAAGGAAGCAGGUAUUCGAAUGAACCUCACUGCUAGCCUAAAGGAAGAACUAUUGAGUGGUAACUUUGAAAUUUUAAGUCAAAUUGUCAUUGAUCUUGAAAAUUUUUACAGGUCUGAUUUUUUUCCUGAUUUUGCUUCCAGAAUGCCACUAAUGAUCCAUUUAAGUUCUUCGUCUCGUGCAGAAUUGAUAAAUUCUUUUUCAAACAAUUUAACUGAUGGCCUUAAUUCAAGCAAUACUUUCAAUUAUGGUCCAUAUUUUGAUAGCUUCUUUAAUAUGGUAAAAGACAAAUUUAUUGAUGACUACCUUAGACAAUUUACAUUUACUGGUACAAUAACCACAGUUCAUAAAAAUUGCCUAAGAAAUUUACUGACACAACGUACCAACUCUACACUUGAACAAACAAUAGAUACAAAAAUGGACAAACUACUUUUGUACUACACAACGACAAAUAGAAUUAAGGAUUGGUAUGAAAGGAAUUUUAUUGCCCUAAUUGAACAGACUGGAUUUCCUUCUCAGUGCGUACCUGGCUUCAUUGCACUUGAAUGUGCUGCUUGUCUUCAAACUAUUCCUCCUUUAUGUCAAAGUGUUUGUAGCCACAUCACUCAAGGUUGCUACUCACCUUUUAAACAAGGCCUCACUGAUCAGCUAAGCAUCCUUUGGAAUGCUACACGUUUGAUAUUGGAUAGAAUCGAAUCGACUCUACCAGAGGUUUAUUCAGCACAACAAAACCUCCUUCCAAUUGAUUUUGAUGAUGACUCUGAGUUCAUGUCAUUUGCGAGUGCAGCUUCUGCUGAGUGUGGCAUUCUACUCAGCAAAAAUAUUUUUGGUCGUAGGAGACGCUCUUUGAACUCUUUUGUGAUGUUGCCAAAAAGCAUUAUUGGAAAUGCAACUUUAUUGAAUGGAUCAUUUUCCUAUGAUGGUCGUCUCCCUCACUUUUGUAACUCUAACUCAGGAGGAAGGUGUUGGAAUGGUAAUAAUAAUCAAGAAAUGGAUAAUAUGAGAACUGACUUUGAUGACUCCAUUGAAAAUCAAGAUUUGAAUCCUGUAGUUUCUUUCAAUCGAACUGAGCUUGUUGAAAUUGCUCAAUCUUUAGGUACACCAGUUAGCAAUUUUUUAGAGUCUGCACUAACCGGAUUAGACAUUGAAGUCCCAAUGGGUCAAGUAUUUCAAUUGAUGAUUGAGGAAAGGGCAGUGCAUACUUCAUCUGUUUCUUCAGUUAUGCCAACAGUCAGUGAAAGUUUAAUGAUAAGCCCUACUAGUACCAGUACUAGUUCUGGUGUGAGAAUGAGCACUAGUUCCACAUACCGCUUUCCUUCUCCGACGACUACCCUCACUGCUACUGAUGGAGGGAGUCUUCAUUAUUGCUCCUUUUAUAUGAUUUUAAUAUUAUUAGUUAUUUUUAUUAUUGCAUGAUGAAGAAGAAUGAAGAAUAAAAGUAAAAUAACUUUAUUUGUAGUUAUCAUAUUAUUUU
This is a messenger RNA of Amphimedon queenslandica, 1694 nucleotides long. RefSeq lists its product as uncharacterized. Bases 53 to 1636 code for a protein of 527 amino acids. The record is from RefSeq and is a predicted model, not a curated record. The transcript is spliced from 7 exons. NCBI's taxonomy places the organism in Eukaryota, Metazoa, Porifera, Demospongiae, Haplosclerida, Niphatidae.